AUGUUGCAACAACAACAAGCACACUCCAACACGUUCCAAAACAUUCUCAGCGAAAUGCUUCAAGCAUGUGCAAGUAACAAUGCUGAAGCAUUUCUCUCGAGUUUUAAACAACUUCAAAACUUGCAACAACAACCAACCACCGAGUUGGUAAUUGGAACCUCUUGUACAAACUCUGAUCCUUCUCCAGAUGCCUCUCCUCAAGUACAAUGUUCCACUUCAACAUUUGUCGCUUCCUCAACUUCAAACGAAAAUUCAAAAACUUGUCCAACACAAUCAACACCCAGGAAAAAGAAAUCCAACAAAAUUCCCAAACGAUAUACUCAAUUAAGAAAACAAUUACGAGAUUGUGAUCACUUUUCAGAAAAUUACUUUGUAUUCAAUUCGACGUUAACGAAUCCAUCCGAUGAUCAGAUUGCCUCUUCGAAGCAACAGAAAAGAAAUUCUUCGAUCAAGCGAUCGAAUAAGGUGACGACGGAAAAGGAUUCUUCGAUCGUGUCACGAAAAGAUGUGAAACAACGAAGACUUUCGAAAUCAAGUGAAUCAGAGUCUUCACUGCCCUCCUCUUCUGUAAAUUCAUCGAACUCAACUCCCUCGAGUCAGAACGAGCAACCCUCAAUUCCCAUGUAUAGUAUUAUCAAUAAUGAAUCACUUGCCACUUGUCAAACACCAAGUUUCGACGAACAAUUUCAACAAUUAGUGUCCUCAUGGAUGACCGUCCAACAAUAUACUUUCCAACAACAACAACAACAACCCUACUCCCAACCAACUGCCUCCAAUGACGAAUACAAUGCUCUCGACUCAACCCUGUUUCAGGUUGACUUUGAAAGUUUACCUCAAUCAGAGAAUUAUUGUACCUUUAAUUUAUUUACAGAAUCUUUCCUGUAG
Naegleria lovaniensis is the source of this 885-nucleotide messenger RNA. RefSeq lists its product as uncharacterized. Lineage: Eukaryota; Heterolobosea; Eutetramitea; Acrasida; Naegleriidae. The record is from RefSeq and is a predicted model, not a curated record. The transcript has a single exon. The coding region runs from base 1 to 885 and encodes 294 amino acids.